AUGUCUGUUUCGGUGGAAUACCGUGGCCGUGUGGCCAUCGUCACGUUCAACAACCCCAAAAGGCUCAAUGCGCUGACCUCGCAGGGCUACUUCCAACUAGCCCAGACCAUGAGAGAUAUUGCACAGCGACCAGACAUCACUGUGACCGUCCUAGUGGGCAAAGGUCGACUAUUUUCCGCUGGUGCCGAUGUGAAGGACGCACAAACCGUACGCGAGAAGACCGAUGCCACUGGCGCACUCAUGCGCCAACAGACUCUUCGCAACCUGUCGCACAUCCUGGAGGUGACGGAAGCCUUCUAUAGCCACCCCAAAGUGCUGGUCACGGCGCUGAAUGGGCCUGUGAUCGGACUCUCGGCGGCGCUCGUCUGUCAUUCCGACUUCGUCUACGCGAUGCCAAACGUCUACCUCCACGGGCCGUUCACGAAGCUGGGCAUUGCCGCCGAGGGUGCGUCAACCGUCACCCUCAUCCAGCAACUGGGACCACGCAAAGCCGCCGAGGCCCUGUUGAUGUCUAAGCGCAUUUCCUGCGAGGACCUGGUCCGUGUGGGCUUCAUUAACCAGGUCUUCGACACCCAAGGCAAUGAAGCCGCCUUCUUGAGUCGGGUGCUCGAAGAGCUCGAUCGCUGUCUGGGCGAAGAUCUCAGCGCCGAUGCAGUCCUGCGCGUCAAGGCAUUGAUGCGGACGCCUCAAACCCCUUUGCUUGCCUCCCAGACCUUGGCUGAGACUUUGGGCGUAGUCGACCGGCUGUCGUCCGCGACUUCUUCGGCCACGAGCCGCUUUGCCAAAGUUGCAAACAAGUCGACUGGGUCGAAGCUUUGA
This is a messenger RNA of Fonsecaea pedrosoi CBS 271.37, 819 nucleotides long. RefSeq lists its product as uncharacterized. Lineage: Eukaryota; Fungi; Ascomycota; Eurotiomycetes; Chaetothyriales; Herpotrichiellaceae. Gene Ontology annotation, biological process: fatty acid beta-oxidation. The coding region runs from base 1 to 819 and encodes 272 amino acids. The record is from RefSeq and is a predicted model, not a curated record. Gene Ontology annotation, cellular component: peroxisomal matrix. The transcript has 2 exons.